Molecule: messenger RNA, 1398 nt
Organism: Labrus mixtus (cuckoo wrasse)
Lineage: Eukaryota; Metazoa; Chordata; Actinopteri; Labriformes; Labridae
Product: adenosine 5'-monophosphoramidase HINT3-like
Exons: 5
Coding region: 203-652 (149 amino acids)
Molecular function (GO): catalytic activity
Source: RefSeq, a predicted model, not a curated record
UUUAAAACUUCGUAAACCUGAAAUUGGAGUGGUUAUUUCCGAAGUUCCAGUGAACGCAGCUUUGGAUGACUCGAUGAGCCCGGUCACCGACUAGUUUUCCUGGGCUCCUUACCGCGGACACGCCCUUAAAUGAUCGAUGACUUGACGCUCUGCAGUGAGCAUAUCAAAUAGUUUACCUAAAGAGACACGUUUUUAAACGAAGAUGGAGACUGCGGAGGCCUCUGGGGGUGAAGACUGUCCUUUUUGUGAAAUAGCGAACAACAAGUCUGACACGGAAAUCCUGCUCAGUGAUGAUGAGCUGCUGUGUUUUCGCGACGUGAAGCCUGGCGCCACGCAUCAUUACCUCGUUAUUCCCAGGACUCACAUCUCCUCUUGUAAAGCUCUCCAGCCUGUGCACAUACCUCUAGUGGAGCAUAUGGUUCAAAUGGGAUGGCGUACACUGGAGAAGAAUAAAGUCAGCGACCUGGAUGAUGUCAGGAUGGGGUUUCAUGUGCCUCCAUUCUCCUCUGUUCCUCACCUUCACCUCCACACUCUGGCUCCAGCUAGUAAGAUGAACUUGAAGUCCCAACUUCACUACGGCCCACAGACUCACUGGUUCAUCACAGUAGACAAAGUGCUUACUCAGCUGAAGACUCGUGGCAGGGUCAAUUGAUUCCAUAAAACAAAGAGUCCAAAGGUGUCUUCUUUUAUUUUUUAAAAGUAAUUUAUUGUUACUGUGCCUUACUGAGUGCAAUCUUGGAUCGGCUUUCUGUCCAAUUUAUCAUCUAUAUUUUAUUUCUCUUUGAUGUGUGUGCUCCCUCCAUGAGUUAGUGGUGUGUUUUUUUUUUUUAGUUUGAAGCUGUAAAAACUUGACCUCUAAAGCAGACUGCUCGUGUCAAAAGACAUGUUGUGUAGUUGGACCAUCAGUGAGGAGAGAAUGACUACUUUUGAGAUUACACAUGAAGACUGAUAACACAUCUUCAUGCAGUUUGAAGAUAUAAAAGAAAUCAUUGAAUCAUCCUUGUUUACCUUAUCAGGUCAGUCUUUGUCAGGAAGUAUAAUUACACUUUGCACAUUCAUGUUAACUUGUUUGUUUGCACAUUCAUGUUUUCUUGUUUGUUUGCACAUUCAUGUUGUCUUGUUUGUUUACACAUUCAUGUUUUCUUGUUUGUUUACACAUUCAUGUUAACUUGUUUGUUUACACAUUCAUGUUAACUUGUUUGUUUACACAUUCAUGUUGUCUUGUUUGUUAUGUAUUGAUGAUCAAAUGAAACACUGCUUAUACCUUUGAUAUCUUGGGAGAAAAACUGGGGCUAAAUUGUCACUUCAUAUGAUGUAAUGUUAUGUUUAAUACUAAUUUUAAAAACUUAAUGAGAUCUUUUUAAAAUCACAUUUCAGAGUAAAUGAAGUCAAUAUUAA